Molecule: messenger RNA, 3327 nt
Organism: Canariomyces notabilis
Lineage: Eukaryota; Fungi; Ascomycota; Sordariomycetes; Sordariales; Chaetomiaceae
Exons: 4
Coding region: 1-3327 (1108 amino acids)
Biological process (GO): autophagy; intracellular protein transport; endosomal vesicle fusion
Cellular component (GO): cytoplasm; fungal-type vacuole membrane
Source: RefSeq, a predicted model, not a curated record
AUGCUCUCCGCAUUCACGGCUCGACCCAUCAUCGAGCUUAAACAGCGGGACAAGUCGAAGAUCGAGUCCAUUCUUGCUUUCGGCGACCGUGUUCUCGUCGGCCUCAACACUGGUUCGUUGCGAGUCUACCGAGUCAACGAAACCCCAACUCUUCCCGACAGCAAGCCCGUGAACGGUACUUCAACCCACCCCGACGCCGACCCCUCGCGCCCAGCAGCGCCAGCCUUGCCCGAUGGACUGGUAGCGCCCAAGCCGCAGGGGACCAAGCCAACGGAUCUACUUCGGGAGAUUGAGAAGUUCUCAACACGCGCCAUCGAGCAACUCGCCAUCAUCAAGGAAGCGAACACGCUUGUUUCGCUCUCCAACUAUGCCGUUUCUCUGCACGAUCUCCACACUUUUGAGCCAAUCCAGGCGCCUCUUCCAAAUACCAAGAAUGCCUCCACAUUUGCGGUGACAAGCAAUAUUGUCAAGGAUCCCGCGACGGGGAUCCCCGAGAUCAUUUCCCGGCUGGCAGUCUCGGUGAAGCGUCGCCUCUUGUUGUGGUCGUGGCACGAGAGCGAGCUGUCACAAGAUGUUACCGAGAUUGCGCUCGCUGAGGCGAUCCGAUCCAUCACCUGGGCCAACGCAACAAAGGUGGUCUGCGGCAUGAACAGCGGCUACGUCAUUGUCGACGUCGACACGGCCACUUUCGAGGAAAUUGUCGGUCCAGGGGCUAUUGGGGGCGCGGCUGGCGGACAGGGGCGCUUUGGCGCCGUCAGCGCCGCUGGGAUGGGAUAUAUGGGCCUGGGAGGCUACAUGCCGAAACCCUUGUCUGCUAAACUUGCCGAUGGGGAGCUUUUGCUUGCCAAGGACAUCAACACGCUGUUCAUAAACGAGUCGGGAAAGGCCCUGGAGAAACGUCAAAUCCCGUGGCAAGCUGCACCGGAUGCAAUUGGAUAUAGCUACCCGUACAUUCUGGCCCUGCAACCGCCGGCCAAAGGGAGCUUGGAGGUCCGAAACCCGGAUACUCUCAAUCUAUUACAGACUAUUAGCCUUCCCGGAGCCGCCUCCCUUCACUUCCCUCCACCCACCGUCAGUUUGGCCCACGCGGGAAAGGGCUUCCAUGUAUCCAGUGAUCGAGUGGUAUGGAAGAUGGACGCCACAGACUAUGACUCCCAAGUCGACGAGCUUGUCAAGAGCGGAAAGCUCGAUGAAGCGAUCAGCAUCCUGGGCAUGCUUGAGGAUGCCUUGGUGAAUGACAAGAUAGGGACGAUGCGUGAAAUCAAGAUGCAAAAGGCCGAGCUAUUAUUCAGCCAGAAGAAGUAUCGUGAGGCAAUGGACCUUUUUAGUGAGGAACAAGUCCAUGCCCCGCCUGAGAGGGUGUUGAGGUUGUUCCCAAAAAUCAUUGCUGGGGAACUCUCUGGGGUUGAGGAGGAACGGCACGAUGAAUCUGACCAGGAGAGCUCUAAUGAGAAUGCAAGCAGCGAGGAUGAAACGAAGCCCCAGGGUAAGCCUGAAGCGGCUGCGACCACCGUUGAAGCAGGAUCGCUUGCCAGGGCCGGAGGGUUUGCCAAAUACCUCAUGGGCACUCGAAAAGCCAAUCCUGAGACUGCAUCCAUUGUCUCAUCCAAGAAGGGCUCGGAUGACGAGGCCGCGAGCACCAAGGGCAAGUCAGGGGAUGAGCAAUCACAAAAGGAUAAGGACUUGAUGGCUGCAGUCUUGGAGCUAAACAGCUAUCUCGCCGGAGCCAGAGCAAGGCUUCAACGAGUCAUCGACCCAGCAACGGGCAAACUGAAGCCAAGGAAAUCACACAGCGGUUCGACUGAGGAGGCUUUCAAGAGCCUGCUUCUUUCUCCAAUUGACGAGAACGACGAAACGCUCGAGAAGGAGCUUCAAAACACGUUCAAGCUCGUCGACACAACUCUUUUCCGAGCCUUUAUGUACUCUCGCCCGACACUAGCCAGCUCUCUGUUCCGCAUCCCCAACUUCUGCGACCCUGAUGUGGUCAACGAGCGGCUCGUGGAGCAGAACCGAUUCAACGAGCUGGUCGACUUCUUCUACGGCAAAAAGCUGCAUCGCCAGGCCCUCAGCCUUCUACGCAAGUUUGGCUCUCCAGACGAACCCGACGAGGCGGCUCCCACACUACACGGUCCCCGGAGGACGGUCAUGUACCUACAGGGCCUUCCACCUGAAAUGAUCGACGUCAUCCUCGAGUUCUCCGAAUGGACUUUGAAGAAAGAUCCAGAGCUCGGCAUGGAGGUCUUCCUUGCGGAUUCGGAGAAUGCAGAGACUUUGCCGAGAGAGAGGGUCAUGGAGUUUCUUGGUGGGAUCGACAUCGGGCUUGAAAUACAGUAUCUGGAACACAUCAUCAACGAGCUGAACGAUUUGACUCCUCACUUCCACGAUCGGCUAGUGGAACUGUUUAUCAAGCAACUGCUGGAGAUUGAGGAGGGAGAAAAAUGGGAUCUUUUGAUGGAGCGCUUGGUGCGCUUCCUGAAAGACAGCAAGCAGUAUAGGGCAGGCAAGGCGCGGAAUCUGAUACCAAAGGAUGACCCGCGAUUCUACGAAGCGCAAGCCGUUGUGUUCAGCAACAUGGGUCAACACCGACAGGCGCUGGUGAUUUAUGUGUUCAAGAUGAAAGACUAUGCCAAGGCCGAAGAAUACUGCAACCACAUCCACAAAACCCAAGACUUCCUUCCACCAGGUCAAGGCGCCACUCCCACCACGGCAGAAACCGCCGAAGCAGAAGCCACCCCUUCCAUCUACCACACCCUCCUGUCACUGUACCUGUCCCCUCCACCGGGAGAGUCUCCGAACCUCGAACCGGCGCUGGACCUCCUCUCCAAACACGGCUCCCGCCUGCCGGCCACGUCGACCCUCUCCCUGGUGCCGGACUCGCUCCCUGUGGCGCAGCUCGAGUCGUACUUUCGCGGGCGGAUGCGCAGCGCCAACACGGCCGUCAACGAGACGGCCGUGGUGGCCGGGCUGCGGAAGACGGCGCUGUUUGCGAGCCAGGCGCUCCUCUUCCUUGGCGACGGCUUGCCAGCCCGCGGGGGCGGCGGCGGCCGGAACAGGAGGGUUGUCAUCGGCGAGGAGGCCGUUUGCGGAGUCUGCCACAAGCGCCUGGGCGGUAGCGUCGUCGCGGUCCUUCCCGAUAAUGCGGUGGUGCAUUACGGGUGUUUGAACAGAGCUGGUGCUGGUGUUGGUGGUGGGAGUGGAGGUGUGAGUGGUGGGUUGGCUGGGUCAAGGCCUAUGUCUGCUGCUUCGAACUCUGUUUCUAGCAUGCCGAUGGGUGCCGGUCUGGCGUCGCAGGUUGGUUGGGUUGGUAAUUCUGUGUCGGGUAGGUAG